Molecule: messenger RNA, 1797 nt
Organism: Triticum dicoccoides
Lineage: Eukaryota; Viridiplantae; Streptophyta; Magnoliopsida; Poales; Poaceae
Product: berberine bridge enzyme-like 28
Exons: 1
Coding region: 1-1599 (532 amino acids)
Molecular function (GO): FAD binding; oxidoreductase activity
Source: RefSeq, a predicted model, not a curated record
AUGGCCGUAGCUCGGAGCAUCCUGGUUGCGCUGCUCGCCGCCGUUUGCAUUGCCAUCUCCACGGCCGCCGCGGCGACCAGCGUUAACACCACCGACUUCGUGGGCUGCCUUGCCCUCCACCUUCCUCCGGGGAUCGUCUACACGCAGUCGUCGGAGUCCUACCCGUCCGUCCUCGAGUUCUCCAUCAAGAACCUCCGGUUCGUCACGCCGGCGACCCCGACGCCCCUCGUCAUCGUCAAGGCCACCCACGCCACACACGUCAGGAUUGCCGUGCGCUGCGGCGCGGCGCACGGCGUCCGCGUGCGCCCGCGCAGCGGUGGCCAUGACUAUGAGGGGCUCUCCUACCGCUCCCUCGACGCGGCUCACCCAUUCGCCAUCGUCGAUCUGGCGGCGCUGCGCGCGAUCCGCGUUGACGUCCGUAGCAGGUCGGCGUGGGUCGAGUCCGGAGCCACGCUCGGCGAGCUUUACUACGGCAUCGCCAACAAGAGCGCGCGUCUCGGGUUCCCCGCCGGUGUUGGCCCGACGGUCGGCGUCGGCGGGCACUUCAGCGGCGGCGGCUUCGGCCUGAUGCUACGGAAGUACGGCCUCGCCGCGGAUCGCGUCGUCGACGCCGUCAUGGUGGACGCCAAGGGGAGGCUUCUGGACAGGGCCGCCAUGGGGGAGGACCACUUCUGGGCCAUCCGAGGCGGCGGGGGCGGGAGCUUCGGCAUCGUGGUGUCCUGGAAGCUCCAGCUCGUGCGCGUGCCCGCGAUCGUCACCGUGUUCACCGUCCACCGGCCAAGAGACCAAUCCGCCAGCGAUCUCCUCACCAAGUGGCAGAACGUGGCGCCGGCCCUGCCCCGCGACAUGAUCCUCCGGGUGGUCGUGCAGAACCAGGACGCGCAGUUCGAGUCCCUGUACCUCGGCAGGUGCGCCGGCGUCGUCGCGACGAUGACCAAGAUGUUCCCGGAGCUGGGCGUGACGCGGCGAGACUGCAUCGAGAUGAGCUGGAUCGAGUCCGUGCUCUACUUCGCGUUCUACGGCACGGGGAAGCCGAAGGAGAUGCUCCUGGACCGGGGCACCAAGCCGGACAGGUACUUCAAGGGCAAGUCGGACUUCGUGCACGAGCCCAUCCCGAGGGACGUGUGGGAGAGCACGUCGAGCUGGUUCCUGGAGGACGGCGCCGGGCUGCUCAUCCUCGACCCCUUCGGCGGCAAGAUGGGCAGCGUCGCGCCGUCCGCGACGCCGUUCCCGCACCGGGGCGCGCUCUACAACCUGCAGUACUACGGGUUCUGGUGGGACAACACGACGGAGGCGUCGGAGCAGCAUAUGGGUUGGGUCAGGAGGUCGCACCGGGAGAUGGAGCCGUACGUGUCCAAGAGCCCCAGGGGCGCGUACGUGAACUACAAGGACCUGGACCUCGGCGUCAACGAGUAUGGUGGUGACGGCGCCGGGGCCAGCUACGAGACGGCGAGAGUUUGGGGCGAGGCGUACUUCAAGGAUAACUUUGAGAGGCUUGCGGCGGUGAAGGCCAUGGUGGAUCCCGCUGAUUUCUUCAGGAACGAGCAGAGCAUUCCACCUCUUCCAUUACCAGGUGGCAAUGGCACGACGCAGAAUUGAAAAGGAAUGUUAAUUUUUCUCUUGUCUUGAAGAAGUUACUUGACUCAAAGUACCGAAGUCUAGAUGUAAAAAAAAGUAAAAUUCAAACUUGUCGUGGAUGUGUAAUCUACUCCUCAAAAUUAGAAACCGCUUGUGAUGUGUUCGUUUCCAACGACUAUCACAAGGCCGCUUCUAAAACCCGACUUUUCAUCGAUACUG